AUGUCCUCAAGUAUGCAAAAGCAACAUCCCCAAUCCGUUCACGGAGAAAAGGACGAUAGAACAUACGGUGCUUUCCAAAAUGCCAUCUACAGAGAUGGCAUGUUCGCCAAUACCGUGCCAACCGUGACUACCGACCCCAACAAACUAGAAGAGCAGGCACGUUCUAAGCUCUCAUCCACAUCAUACAACUAUGUAGCAGGAGGCGCCGGCGAAAGAUCCACCAUGGAUGCCAACAGACUCGCAUUUAGACAAUGGAAGAUGGUUCCGCGAAUGUUGCGUCCCACCACCAAAAGGGAUCUCCGUGUCAAUAUCUUUGGUCAGGAAUAUGACAGUCCCAUCCUGAUGGCUCCAGUUGGCGUUCAAAAGAUCUUCCAUGACGACAAGGAAACUGGACUUUCAGAAGUAUGUGCCGAGAUUGGUGUACCAUAUAUUCUGAGCACCGCUUCUUCAUCAUCAAUCGAAGAAGUAGCCGAAUCCAACGGCCCCAACGGCCAUCGCUGGUACCAACUCUACUGGCCCCAAGACGACGAGAUUACCGUGUCCCUCCUGCAGCGCGCCAAAGCCUCGGGCUACAAAGUGCUCGUCGUCACCAUCGACACGUGGGCAUUAUCCUGGAGACCCGCCGAUCUAGACGGAGGAUACGUGCCCUUCAUGAAAGGAGUCGGCGACAAAACCGGCUUUACGGACCCCGUUUUCCGGCGCAAAUUUCACGAAAAAUUCAAUGCUGCUCCUGAAGAAAAAGUCUUUGAGGCGUCGCAAGAAUGGGUUGGUGAUAUAUUUUCCGGCGCUGCGCAUACCUGGGAUCAAAUCAAACUUUUGAAGGAUAAUUGGGAUGGACCUAUUGUUCUCAAGGGGAUCCAACAUCCUGAUGAUGCAUUGGAAGCUGUGAAGGCUGGUGUUGAUGGUAUCAUCGUUAGUAACCACGGUGGUCGCCAACUCGAUGGUGCAGUCGGCUCGCUAGAAAUGUUACCAGAGAUUGUCGAGGCUGUGGGUGAUAAAUUGACGAUUCUAUUUGAUAGUGGUAUUCGCACUGGUGUGGAUGUUAUCAAAGCACUCAGUUUGGGUGCCAAGGCUGUCUUGGUGGGAAGACCGGCUAUCUAUGGAUUGGCAGUGGGGGGAAAGCAAGGAGCUAAACAGGUCUUGCAAGGGAUUUUGACGGAUGUGGAUCAGAGUAUGGGAUUGGCGGGUAUCCAGGAUAUCAAGGGAUGUAAUCGUUCGAUGAUUCGAAGGGUACAGUACGGUGGAGAUGUUAAAGCUAAUAAUUGA
Molecule: messenger RNA, 1266 nt
Organism: Sclerotinia borealis F-4128
Lineage: Eukaryota; Fungi; Ascomycota; Leotiomycetes; Helotiales; Sclerotiniaceae
Source: the annotation of a GenBank genome assembly